This is a messenger RNA of Salvia splendens (bonfire salvia), 1810 nucleotides long. RefSeq lists its product as uncharacterized. The transcript has 11 exons. Bases 1 to 1596 code for a protein of 531 amino acids. The record is from RefSeq and is a predicted model, not a curated record. Lineage: Eukaryota; Viridiplantae; Streptophyta; Magnoliopsida; Lamiales; Lamiaceae.
AUGUUGCAUGCUGGCUCUAAGAAUUUGACAUCUCCACUUGUGGUGCUGUAUGCCUCGAUUCCGAGGAAGCUGCGGUCCGCCAUCAAAAAGCGGAGCCGUGAGUCCGUUACUUCACCGUUGCUAACUUCAAGGAAGCAACAUGAUGUGUCAACUACAGUUUAUAGAAAAGAUGGUGCAAAGAAAUUCAAAUUGAAUAAGAAGAAGAGACAUAUCACCAAGGACGAGGAAGAAGUGGCUGAAACCUUGUAUGCUUUGGCUGGUAUGUUCACUAAUGCAAACGAGGCUGAUCAGCAAAAAGUAGACGAUGAGAAGCCCGAAAUAAAAUCUUCAGCUACUCUAGAAGAAGAUACCUGUCGGACACUACAAGACGAGACUAGAAAAAUUAGCUCAGAAGUAACUCUUGGAGCUGAUUGUCCUUCAAUUUCAAAUGUGGUCAAUUUAACAGAAGAAGUCAUAUCCCAAACGUUAGGGGCUCGACAGCCUGUGCCUUUUUUUUCUUGCAAGCAGGCAGCGACCCCCAAUGCUUAUGGAGGCAAAUCUGAUUCUUGUCCGAGUUCCACUUUAAGACCACUAGUAUCCGUACAUGGCAUCAAUCAAAGUCAUGAAGAGGAAAUUCGCUUGGAUCGGGUCACAGCUCCUGGAUUGCAGUAUGGCAAAAACAAAUAUAAGGAUUUGUUCCCGUCACCCAACUUGUCUGCAAUGCAAGCCGCGAGUUCUGAGACACACCGCUUGUUUGAGGGCACAAUUUUUUCCUCUCAGCCUCAUGUUGUUGAGAGCAAAAUUAGUAGUGAAAAGCAUACUAGAGUUGCUACUGAAUCGAACAAUUCACGGAAGAGAUGUUCAGCACACGUUUACAUAAGUCGUCUCAUCAAAGUCUUGCAAAUAUCAGACAGAAAAGAAGGAUUGCCAGUGAAGCCUGCUCAACCAACAAAUUUUCGAGGUUCAGACAACCAAAUGGGGAGAAACGGUGACACAUAUUUUAGUGCCAUCGACAUAGAUGCUGCUGAAAAAGGUUCAUCGGAAAACCAAAAUGGUUUCCUUUUGAAUAAGAGGCCAAUCCAAGAUGAGCAGAUGGCUUCUGAAACCUCUGCAAAGCAGGGAUACGACUUUUUAUCUUUGGGAAUGGGGAUUCGUGGUUUGGACACCAGUGAGAGUGCAAACGGAGCAGGAUGUUUUCUCGAGCCUCCUAAACAGUACUAUAUGCCAUACACGCAGUCACGAAACCAGUCCCCCAUGCUUUAUUCACUGCCCCGGAAUGGCUAUUCUUCGUCUCCGCACAGUCAUAAUUCAGCCUUGCAAGCACAACAGCUCUCUCAGUAUCAUACCAGCAGUUUCACAGACAGAACAGGACAGUAUGAUAACAACACGGGAGGAGGUGGUGCGCUUCGCCUUCCAGACUGGAGAAACGGAGCUGUGCUGAACUCUCUGUUCCCACAUCUGCAUGCUGCUCUGGGCUCCAAGUUUCAACAGCUCCCACCUUCACAACAGCAGGUAAUGGCUAUCAACGCGUCGUUGCCUCUGAAGAGGCAUCACAACCUUCCUUUGGGAUUCGGGAGAAAUGGAGCCGUGUUCCAACCUGAAAACAUGCACCUUUGACAUGGAUAAGUAGUUACUAUCAACAUGCUUACUAAAUAUAUCAUCAUUUGUUCAUUAUUUCUUCUCCAUUUUGGUUCGUUUCCUGUUUACAUCGACGACUUGUGACCCUCGGAUGUACGAAACUUGAGUCUUGGAAAAAUCUGCAGCAAAUUUCCUUGACAAGGCUUGUAAAUUUUCUGGAGAUUUACUUCAAAUUGAAAGAACACUGAAACAA